Molecule: messenger RNA, 696 nt
Organism: Trichomycterus rosablanca
Lineage: Eukaryota; Metazoa; Chordata; Actinopteri; Siluriformes; Trichomycteridae
Product: ETS domain-containing transcription factor ERF
Exons: 5
Coding region: 1-696 (231 amino acids)
Biological process (GO): regulation of transcription by RNA polymerase II; cell differentiation
Cellular component (GO): nucleus
Molecular function (GO): DNA-binding transcription factor activity, RNA polymerase II-specific; sequence-specific DNA binding
Source: RefSeq, a predicted model, not a curated record
AUGGGUUUGGAAAAGGCUGUCCAACAAGCCCAUAGUCAAGUUUGUGUUGAAGGGAAAGAGGCCACUGGCACUGGCCAGUGUAAAAUAAAGUCAGAAGAGGCAUAUGCUAGCCAGCAGUCCUCCUUGGCCAACAAAAGAGAAGGGACAGUGUUAUUUCCUGACUGGGCCUAUAAACCAGCCUGCUCGCCAGGUUCUCGACAAGUGCAGUUAUGGCACUUUCUGUUGGAGUUGUUGGCGUGGAGUGAGGGUGGAGUUGUUGUCUGGGGUGCUGAAUGGGGAGAGUUUGUGAUCCAAGACCCAGAAAAACUGGCCAAGCUGUGGGGUGAGAGGAAGGGCAAACCACACAUGAACUAUGAUAAACUCAGCAGAGCGCUAAGAUAUUACUACAACAAACAGAUUCUGCAUAAGACCAAAGGAAAGCGGUUUACAUAUACGUUUAACUUCAGUAAACUGAUCCUUGUGAACUACCCCAGCCUGCCUAGCUGCCAACAGGUCAUCCAGUGCAGAACUACUCAUCGAUACCCAUGCUUUUCUCCUGGGGGUUCAUAUUACAGCCCACCUGUGGAGACAGUUCUAUCAUCAAUUCGUCACCCUCUGCUGCUUCCAUACUGCCUUCCAAAGUCUUUCUCUUUUUCUGAGCAUCAUGCAAUCCAGACAACUUCCACUUCUCCCUGCUCUACCCUCUUCCUCAAGUAA